AGCAUCUCAACCUCCUUGUGACACAUCCCUUUUCAGUGCUGAGUGCCAUCGUGAUGUUUCGCUUACACACACUCCUCUUUAUUGUGCUGGCAUGUUCAGUGCAAAAAGCACUUGGAGGGGAAAUUAUUGGAGGAAAAGAAGUCCCACCAAAUUCAUUGCAGUACAUGGCUUCUGUGCAAAACGACGGGAAACAUUUCUGUGGCGGAUUUCUAAUCAAGAAGGACAUUGUACUUACUGCUGCCCACUGUUUCAUCAAGAAGAAGUCCAAUCUGACGGUAGUUCUCGGAACCCAUGACCUCAGCAAGGUCAACGAGAGAACAAUGAGAUACAACGUCAAAAAAUGCAAACACGCAGACUUUAACACCACUUCAUUGGCGAGUGACAUAACGAUGCUCAAGCUGUCAAGACCAUCAAAAAUAAAACCUAUUAAACUUCCAAAUAAGAAGAUGAAGAUCAAGAAUAACACCAAAUGCCUUGUAGCCGGAUGGGGUUUUAACAGAACUAAUGGCCCUGCUGUUGAUAAACUUAGAGAGGUCGAAGUUGCUACUAUUGACCGGAGGACUUGUCAACGGGAAUGGGCAACAGCAGCAAAGAACUAUGUUCUCCCAGCAAACAUUAUCUGUGCAGGUGGAUAUGGGACAGAUAAAGGUGCUUGUCAGGGGGACUCUGGAGGACCUCUGGUGUGCAACAAGAUGGCUGUUGGAAUUGUAUCGUUUAACCUACGCGGAAACUGCUUAUACCCAAAUGUACCCAACAUCUAUACUGACAUAUCCAAGUUUGUUGCAUGGAUUGAUUACCCCAAAAAACGAUGCAUUUAGAAAAAUGUUAUAUCCACUGUUUCUAUGUUCUAUCUAGCCGAGAUAAGUAGGCCUUUCUGAACAUGAAAAAUAAACACCAUUCAUUCAUGGCAAACAUUUGUGUUUUCUGAUUCAACUUGUUAUUAUGGAAUUACGCUAUGGUCACAGGUGGUACGAAGAAUCUAAUGGUUGAGACAGGGUUUUGAUUGCCAUACACAAUUCAUCUAAAAAAAGAGUCAAUGAAGUCAAGCUUAACGAGCAAGUUGGUGCUGAGUUGUAUUAGACUACGUAGGCACAAUGGAACAUUGUUUAAGCCAAAAGAUAUAGACGCCUCGAAACUCUACGUUUCCCCUCUUCAACACCUCCAUCUGCUGGACUGUCCAAAAAGUGCACUGGCCUUUGGGUUCCAAUUCCCAAUAACCCUCUUUUUA
Gadus macrocephalus (Pacific cod) is the source of this 1228-nucleotide messenger RNA. Its product is annotated as granzyme B-like. Gene Ontology annotation, biological process: proteolysis. Gene Ontology annotation, molecular function: serine-type endopeptidase activity. Bases 54 to 818 code for a protein of 254 amino acids. The record is from RefSeq and is a predicted model, not a curated record. Lineage: Eukaryota; Metazoa; Chordata; Actinopteri; Gadiformes; Gadidae. The transcript is spliced from 5 exons.